AACAGCUAGCUAGUUUAAAUGAUUAUCUUAAAAGUCCAUAGAAAUCGCUGUUAUUUAUUACGGCUGUUAGCACAAUCACCGACAAGUGGAAGUGAUGAGACCUGUAUUCCAGGUUUGGUCAGGUGACGUUCUAUAUAUACGUAGCCUACCCUAUUAUCAUUCUAGUACAUGGACUCUAGCUGGUUCCAUACAAUUAUAAAUGAAGGCAUAAUGUAAUGUCUGCUUUACAUGUGACCCAGACGUUUGACCAAAAUACUGCCCAACAGAUCUGCCCUUGAUAUCAGUUUCAUGCAUACAGCAAGUAGGCUAAAUGGAGAUCUGGCUACAUCCAAGUGAAUACGACAGAUGCUAGAGUUCACUCACCCUUUAAGUUAAAAUGGGACAGGAAUAUCUUGCUCUUACAAAAUUUCACAUUAAAAGUGUAAAAAUAAGAUGCAAUAAAUAUAAAUUAAUAUGAACUAAAUCUACAUUGCUGUUUGAUGCUGCUUUCUAAAGACUAGGAAGAAAUUAUAAUAUUUAGGCCAUUAUUUUAUUCUCUUGGCAUCACUAACUUUUAAAAGUAAGAAAUGAAUACAAAUCUGCAUAUGGCUGUGUGAAAUAAAUUAUUUGGGAAUACUUUAAUUUGCAAUAGUUAGUGUUGUUUCUUUAUCACCACUUUGUCUUAUUUUACUAUCUGAGGGUUAUCAGGCACUUUUUUGUUAGUCAGUUUUAGGACAAUAUUAAUUGUGCUAAACGGAUAGACUAGACAUAACGUACUCUGGCGAAUGUUAUAUAUUAUAAUCAUAGACUGUAGAUUAUAACAUGGUUAACAAAUUUAACAUCCUUGAAACAAGUGAACGCCCCUAGUGUGCGGGGGCUCCCACGACAACAAAACGGCUAUUCCUCCAAUCAAACACCUCGACACGGCGAUCCGUGUGUGAUGCUGGAUGCUGCUGACACACAAUACUCGCUGAUGACAGAGGAUCUGUUGUCCGGUUAUAGCACACAAAAAGGCCUUUUCACCGUACGGUUAAAGGCAAAUCGUAUGCUAAUACGGUGCAAAGUAAGUCGACACCAUGUUCUCUAACAAAAGAAUGCAAUCCUCAACGUUUGUUUAGGUGUAGACGUCACAACGCGCACUCAAACGCAACCUGACGCGCUCCUUUCACGUAAGCUCGCGGAUAUUUAGAGGAAUGAAGACUGAAGGCAUGAAACUGACCGGAGUCCACAGCGUUCCUUGGGACGGUGAGAGGCUUACAGAGGGGAGUUAAAGAAUGCAAGGUAAGGGCCUUUGUCCUCGAUCUCUGAUGCUCCUCUUUUGUCUCAACGAGUGCGUGCAUUGUGUAUUUUGGUUGUUUUAUGCAUAGACCAUAUAACCCAGUAUUACGGAAUGUUAUUUAUUUUAUUCAUGCAUUAAAAGAUGUCAUAACUUAAAAUUCCGUGCCGUAUUCUGUCUAUUAUUUGGAAAAUCCAGUUUAGACUGGGAUUUGUUGGGUCUCUGCAGGAUUUCCUUAGAGCAAACAUUAGAUUUGAACACUUUCGUUAAAUUAAACGUUUAGGCCUAACAGUAAUAACAGAGAGUUAUUUAGGAUAUUUGUAGAAGCGUUUCAUUCAUCAUACAAAGAAGAGACUCUGCAGUCAACAUAAAUGUUACUUGUCAAUUUCAUAAAAUUGACAGUUUUAAACAGCAGCAAUGUGACUGGUCUGGGAGCAGCAGGUGCCUAAUUCUUGGAAAUGAGGCCUCACAUUGAUCAAUGUUGGUGGGAUCCCUCAAUUGUCACCAUGAAAGCGGGGAAUUCAAGAUGUGCUUUCUCCCUGGGCUUCCUGGUGGGCAGCUGCACCUUGUAUAUCUUCUUGAGACAGGUGUGGUUUGAGGAGAGCUACAGCUGGAAGCAUGAUGGCAAGAGCAACCCUGCUCCACUGGGGCCUGAACAAAACACUCCCAACCUUACCUGGAGAGUGGAAGGAACUGCCCUGAUCAACCUCAAACACCCUCACCAGCCAGGAGAGGAUGGUCACAUCGCAGAUGAGCUGUUUAAGAAAGUGCGUAUCCUGUGCUGGGUGAUGACAGGGCCUAGUAAUCUGCAGUCAAAGGCUCGGCAUGUGAAGGCAACGUGGAGUCGUCACUGUAAUGUAGUGCUGUUCAUGAGCUCUGAGGAAGACCGCAGCUUCCCCACGGUGGGUCUUGGCACAGGAGAAGGCCGUGACCAGCUGUACUGGAAGACUAUUCGUGCCUUCCACUACGCUCUGAAAAACCAUGGCGAUGAAGCAGACUGGUUCCUCAAGUCGGACGAUGACACAUUCGUCGUUGUGGACAACUUGCGCUGGAUCUUGUCGAACUACACGGCACAGCAGCCCAUAUACUUUGGAAAGAGAUUCAAGCCGUACGUCAAGCAGGGCUACAUGAGCGGUGGUGCAGGUUAUGUGCUCAGCAAAGAGGCCCUGAGAAGGUUUGUGGAGGGUUUUAGCACUAAAGUGUGCACUCAUACCACCUCAGUGGAGGAUCUAGCGAUGGGUCAGUGUCUGGAGAAAAUGGGGGUGGUAGCAGGGGACUCCAGGGACACACUGCACCGUGAAACGUUCCAUCCUUUCAUUCCUGAACACCAUCUUACAGGAAAGUUCUCCAAAACAUUCUGGUACUGGAACUACUGCUUCUACCCAAUUGUAGAAGGCCCACAGUGCUGCUCUGACCUAGCUGUGUCUUUCCACUAUGUAGACCCUGUGCUAAUGUACACUCUUGAGUACUACACUUACCGUCUCAGGCCCUAUGGCUACCAACACCGCUACCAGCCUCCAGUGCCUGCUGUGUCUUUAGCUUCACACACUGGGAAACCCACCACGGAAGCUCAGAGAUUAGAGGAGCGUGUUAAAGAAAAAUCAGUUCCAACAUACACCAUGAAUCCCAGAGCUGAGAAAGUUAAGACUACUGGAACAACAAGUCACAAGUUCACAAAUGCUGCCCAGGGGAGAAACAUAACCGACAGAAGCACUGCAUGAUUGUGAAUAUGAUUGUAUUUUCUUGUGUAAAUCCAAAAUGAACGCAUGUAGCACUGACAGAUGUGAACUAUGAACUUGUGUAGGAUUUUUAAUCAUCCAGACUGUGUACUGUGCAAAUGGAGUGGUGAAGUGGUUACAGAAGUUCAAACUUUAACAAAGAACAAAUUUUGUCAUUAUUGCUGUUGAUCAAGUAACUUGACUGGUUGUGCCAGUUAUAAAAAGUGUUUACUACUCAACGGAUUAUUAAUAUGGUCCCUGCUAUUUCAAUAAACUAUUUUCCUGCCUUCUA
Molecule: messenger RNA, 3265 nt
Organism: Cyprinus carpio (common carp)
Lineage: Eukaryota; Metazoa; Chordata; Actinopteri; Cypriniformes; Cyprinidae
Gene: c1galt1la
Product: core 1 synthase, glycoprotein-N-acetylgalactosamine 3-beta-galactosyltransferase, 1a
Exons: 4
Coding region: 1714-2976 (420 amino acids)
Cellular component (GO): membrane
Molecular function (GO): N-acetylgalactosaminide beta-1,3-galactosyltransferase activity
Source: RefSeq, a predicted model, not a curated record